Molecule: messenger RNA, 1071 nt
Organism: Prosopis cineraria
Lineage: Eukaryota; Viridiplantae; Streptophyta; Magnoliopsida; Fabales; Fabaceae
Product: tubulin-folding cofactor B
Exons: 8
Coding region: 86-817 (243 amino acids)
Biological process (GO): post-chaperonin tubulin folding pathway; cytoplasmic microtubule organization; tubulin complex assembly
Cellular component (GO): nucleus; microtubule plus-end; cytoplasm
Molecular function (GO): alpha-tubulin binding; microtubule plus-end binding
Source: RefSeq, a predicted model, not a curated record
AUUAUGACUGACUGCCUUCGAAGACGAAACUAUCGAUUCCAGAGAGCAAGGGGGCGGAACUCCGGGGGUGGGAAGAGAGCGGGUGAUGGCAUCGAGCUUGCAGAAGAUCGAAGGGGAUGAUUCAGUUUUGUUGCGCGUCACCCAUUCAAAUAUCAAGACUUUCUCCUCCGACAUUCGAUUCUCGCAGCAGAUGUCUGUCGAAUCAGUAAAAGAGAAGCUCUGGAAAAAAUGCGGCACGUCAGUGAACUCGAUGCACCUCGAGCUCUAUGACGACACAAACUACAAAAUUUCCGAUCUCGCCGACAAUUCCAGACCCCUGGGUUUCUACUCGCCUCUGAAUGGGUUUCGUUUGCAUGUUAUAGAUCUUGAUCCAUCAUCUGUCACGUCUGGUGGUUGGCUGGAAGAUACUUCAUUGGUGGAGAAAUACACGAUUUCUGAAGAAGCUUAUAAUAAGCGUCAAGGAACUUUUAGAAAAUUCAAAGAGAAAUUGUCUUCCCAAAAUCAAUCAGCUGUUGCAGCAAAGGUGCCAGACACCUCUGUGGAAGGCCUAUGUUCAAACAUUAAGGUAGGUUCCAGAUGUGAAGUUGAACCUGGGGAGAAAAGGGGUGUAGUAAAAUUUGUUGGCCAGGCAGACGCAUUGGGUCCUGGUUUGUGGGUUGGAGUACAGUACGAUGAACCCUUGGGCAAGCAUGAUGGCAUGGUGAAGGGAGUACGCUACUUCGAAUGCCCUCCAUCUCAUGGUGCAAUGGUUAGAUCAGAGAAAGUAAAGGUUGGUGACUACCCAGAACGAGAUCCGUUUGAGGAGGACGAAAUAUGAACGUGAGCUGGAACUUGGAAGCAUUGCUUUUUCCAUGUAGGCCUCAAGUUAAACACUAUGUUUUCUUUCCUUUUCUUUUUCUUGAGCGGCUAAACAUUGCUGUUGGAAAUCACCUUUCUGACGUUUCUGGGUAGCUCGUGUGAGGAUUUUUUAUUUUUUAUUUUUUUAAGCUCCAUAGCUAUGCACAUGUAGUUUGAAGAUACUUCCUUCACUCACCUACUCAUAUAAGUAAAGAUAACUCUUACAAGGUUCAA